Molecule: messenger RNA, 2750 nt
Organism: Zingiber officinale
Lineage: Eukaryota; Viridiplantae; Streptophyta; Magnoliopsida; Zingiberales; Zingiberaceae
Product: filament-like plant protein
Exons: 4
Coding region: 221-2257 (678 amino acids)
Source: RefSeq, a predicted model, not a curated record
CUUCCUCCUUCCUCGCUUUCGCCUUCUAAAACCUUAUCGAGGCUUCGCAACUUGAGUUGCUUUCCUCCUCUUUUUCCUUAUUUUUUCUCUUUAGACUCCCGCUCUCUGUCGAUGAGAGAUUGCAUUCUCGGCGAAGUGUGGGAGGCGAGAUUUGAUGGGUUUGGGGGCACGUUGUUCCGGCUUCGAGUUUAUGUGAGGACUCACUGAAAUAGUGUUGAAGAUGAACCCUGGCGAGACGGAGAGCUCCGGAUCGUUGUUUUCCACUGAGUACUUGGAUAAACAGGAGGUAGCAAGGGAAUCUCUAGUUGGUUCUUCAACAAACCUUGCCCAAUUGUCAAAUGAUCCAAACAAUAAUUUACAAGUAGAUGGAAUUGCAAAGCACCUCGCCGAGAAACUAUCUGCUUCUCUUGAAAGUAUAUGUGCUAAAGAGGAAUUGGUCAAGCAGCAUGCAAAAGUUGCUGAAGAAGCCCUUUUAGGGUGGGAGACGUCCAAAAAGGAAGUAAUAUCUAUAAAGCAGCAGCUCAAAGAUGCAAUACAGAUGAACACUUCCCUUGAGGAAAGACUUGGCCAUGUUGAUGAUGCCCUCAAAGAAUGUGUCAGGCAACUUCGGCAAUCAAGGGAAGAACAAGAGGAAAGAAUCCAGGAGGCCAUCAUCAAGAAAGCCUCUGAAUGGAAGUCACAGAAAUCUCGACUUGAAACCUGUCUAACUGAGCUCCAAUCUCAGCUGGAAGCUAAAACAAAGACUGACUCCCUGCUCAUUCAUGAGCUUUGCUUAAAAAUUGAGAUUCUUGAGAAAGAAAAUGCUUCAUUGAAAUGUGAAUUGGUUUCUUUAAAUGAGGAUUUCGAUACCCGAACACUAGAUAUGGAACUCAGUAUCAGAGCUGCAGAAACGUCUAGUAAACAGCAUUUGGAGAGCAUUAAAAAGGUGAGAAAGCUUGAAGCUGAAUGCAGAAGCUUGCGUGCUAGGACACCUAAAUCAUCAUUGCUUAAUGAUUCCAGGCUCAUCUGUAAUUCCUUGUAUGGAGAGUCUCUUACAGAUAGCCAGUCUGAUAGUGCUGAAAAAUUGUUUAGUCUGGACAAUGAGCUAAGCAUUCCAGAUUCAUGGGCGUCCGCUUUAAUUUCUGAGCUCGAUCAGUUCAGAAAUGAAAAUCAAACUAUCAAAAAUAUUAAUAGCCCAGUGGAAAUUGACCUGAUGGAUGACUUCCUUGAGAUGGAGAGGUUUGCUGCAUUAACUGAAGCUGACUAUGGAAGUUCUAGUUUGGAGCAUGAAGCUGAUAUAGAUCUUGGGAAUCUAAGACAGAUAUCUUCUAGUAAGAUAGCCAUGCUGGAAGAGAAGAUUGAGAAAAUGACAGAUGAAAAAGAAGUACUAAAGACGACUUUAGCUGAAGCCAACAGCCAGCUAGAAAUUUCUUGCAAUCAGUGUGUAGUAGUCGAGAAUGAAUUGGCUGAAUUACACGGGCAACUCAGUUUAGUUAGUGGUGAGAAGAACACUCUAGAGAUAAAACUAGAAAUAUUAGAGGCGAAUCGAAAGAGGAUGGAACUUGAGCAUGAAGCUGCAUACAAGGAAAUCAUGAAUUUAAAACAUAGAGUAGAAUUAUUAGAAGGAGAAGUUGAGGUAGAAGAGCCAUUAAUUGCAAAACUCGCCAGCAGAUGUCAGAAUGCUGAACCAGUGGACUUGGAACAGAAGGAAAAUGAACUUGAGAAUAAAUAUGCAUACUGGGAAAGUACCAAGUCAGAGAAGAUUAAUUUGUUAGAAGAAGAUGAAGAGAAGAGAAUACCUAAUGGGAGUGCAUGUAUAUAUCUGAACAUGGAUACCUUUGACUCAAAGAAAAAGGAAUUGAAUUGGCAGGUUGAAUCAAAAACCUUUGAACCUUCAAAACUACAUGAGAGGUUUGAUCCAACUGAAAGGAAAUCUGAGGUGUUUGGUGCACAGCUUGCAGCAAAUCAUCCAAUUACCAAAGUCAUUAAUGCAAUGGCAGAUUUACCAUAUGGAGAAGUUAGAGAGGAUACCUCAUUGUCUGGAGAUUGUGAGUUUGAUGCAGAUCUUCCAGAGGCUAAGAAAAUAGAACUAGUUGUGCAACUGGAGUUAGAACAGAUGGAAGUACAGACCCUGCAAGAGAAGGUGCAUAUUCUGGAUAAACAAAUGGAGGGUGAGAAGGAAUUGGCUGGUGAAUUUGAAUCAAGGUGUUAUACACUGGAAGAUGAAUUAUCUAGGAAAAGGCAAGAUGAUUUGCAGCUGUUUGCAAACUCAAAUUAACCACUGAAGAGCAGACAAGAAAAUAAGAUUGUUCCGGCAUCUGGAAGCCUUGCGGAGUGCCAGAAGACCAUGGCUGCACUUAACUUGCAGCUCAAAUCAUUAGCUACUUUGGGGGACUUCUUGUCUGAAGCAAAGACACCAGAAUCAAGUGGAGAGGUAAUGGGACAACUUGAAGGGGAGCCCAACAUAUUGGAUUUUACCAGUUCCCUGGAAAAAAUAGAUGACCCCUCCGUUCUUUGCAGUAGCACACAGUUAGAUAAUCUCACAGAAAAGCAACUUCUGUAUAUUCCAAGGUGAGAGAUGGAAACAUGAAACAAUUUUUUAAGUAGCUUUUGUAGUUUGUUUAACAGAUGUCAACAGGUGUUAGUUACCCAAUGCAAAAUCCAGCUUAAUUGACCUUACUGAGGAAAUAAUAUUAGAAGCUGAGCUCUUGCAUUGUAUAUUUAACAUGCAUAAUUGAAUUAAUUACAUGGUUUAAAAUUUUGAGUUGUCA